This is a messenger RNA of Candidozyma duobushaemuli, 909 nucleotides long. RefSeq names its product dihydrodipicolinate synthase family protein. The transcript has a single exon. Bases 1 to 909 code for a protein of 302 amino acids. The record is from RefSeq and is a predicted model, not a curated record. Gene Ontology annotation, molecular function: 4-hydroxy-tetrahydrodipicolinate synthase activity. NCBI's taxonomy places the organism in Eukaryota, Fungi, Ascomycota, Pichiomycetes, Serinales, Metschnikowiaceae.
AUGAUCCAAAGAGGUAUCUACACCCCCGUGCCCACCUUCUUCAAAAAAGACCUCAAAACCAUCGACUUCGAGACCCAGGCUCAACAUGCCCAGUUUUUGAAAAAUAACGGCAUAUCAGGCCUCAUUGUCAUGGGCUCUACAGGUGAGCUUGGCCACUUGACAAGACAAGAACGAGCCCUGGUGGUGGCCCAUCUCCACAAAAGCGUUCCUGACUUCCCCAUCUUGGGAGGAGUCAGCCAGCACUGUGUUGAGGAGGCUGUUUCAGAAAUUCUGUCUUUGAAACAAGCCGGUGCAUCCCAUGCUUUGGUGUUGCCUAGUUCCUACUUUGGACCUUCGUUGAAGCAACAGGGUCUUAUUGACUGGUACACCGAGGUGGCUGACCGUUCAGAAUUGCCUAUUCUCGUUUACAUUUACCCUGGAGUCACAAACAAUGUCGUGGUUGAGCCUUCUACAGUGGUGACUCUUUCAAAGCACCCAAAUAUAGUAGGAACCAAGAUUUCUCAUGGCGAUGUUGCCCACCACGCCACAAUUGGAUUGGACCCCUCAGUCAAGGCUGCAGAUUUCACCUGUCUCACCGGUUUGGGCCAGAUUUUGCUUCCUGCUCUUACAGUUGGUUUUGACGGUACAGUGGAUGCUUUGAGUGGUGCUUUUCCACAGCUCUACGUGAACAUCUUGAAAGCCUACGAUCUGGGCGACCUUGCCACUGCACAGAAAUUGCAGUGGAUAGCCACACGUGGCGAGGAGCUCGUGGUCCGUUUUGGUGUUGUUGGAAUCAAAAGAGCCAUUCAACAAGCCACUGGUUUUGGCGAGACGUACUUGGGUAGAGCUCCACUCAACCAGGAUGUGGUUGGAUGGGAACAGUAUGCGGAGAAUUUCACGGGAUGCGCCGAGGCCGAAAAAGCCCUUUGA